AUGGGUGACCAGAAUACUAAAUUUUAUCACCAACAUGCCACCCAAAGAAGGAAAACAAACAGAAUUAACCAAGUAGUGGAUGGACAGGGCUCACUGGUGUCUGAUAAACUACAGAUUGGUUCCAUCUUCUCGGAAUUCUUCUAUGAUCUCUUCUCCACAUCUAAUCCAUCAGGCAUUGCUGACUGCAUCAAGGAUGUGCCCCACAGAAUUACCCUUGAGAUGAAUGAACACCUGUUGAAGGAAUUCAAAGCAGAAGAAGUCAAGGUGGCUGUGUUCCAAAUGAAUGGUCUUGGCUCCCCACGUCCAAACGGCUUCCCAGCUUUAUUCUAUCAAACAAACUGGAACCUAGUGGGAGAAGAAGUAACUAAGUUUGCCCUCAACAUCCUGAACAAAGAGGGCUCAUUGAAGGGGAUCAACGACACUUUCAUCACCCUCAUCCCAAAGACCAAAGAGGCCAAGAGAGUUACAGAUUUCAGACCAAUUAGUUUAUGUAAUAUGAUAUACAAAAUAGUAGCAAAAGUAAUUUCAAAUAGACUUAAAGUUGUUUUGCCUAACAUUAUCUCCCCAAAUCAAAGUGCUUUUGUGCCAGGUAGAGCCAUCACAUAUAACAUUCUGGUGGCAUAUGAAACUCUACACUCAAUGACAACCAGGAUGCAAGGGAAAACAGGCUACAUGGCUUUCAAACUGGACAUGAGCAAGGCAUAUGACCGUGUGGAAUGGAGCUUUUUGGCAGCGGCUGAGAAUGAAGGAAGUAUCUCAAGUGUCCCAAUGGGCAAAGGCCCUAUCAAAGUAAACCAUCUCUUCUUUGCUUAUGACAGUUUGAUAUUCUGCAAAGCCAACUCCCUUGAAUGGAGUAGAUUGAUGAGGAUCCUGGACCAAUAUGAACUAGCCUCUGGUCAGAAGCUCAACAAAGAGAAAUCCUCCAUCAAUUUCAGCAAGAACACCCCAUCUGAAAACAAGAGUACAAUUCUGCAGAUAGCUGGAGUCAAUGCAACAGGAUCCUUUGAAAAAUACCUUAGUCUUCCUACCAUGGUGGGGAAAGCCAAGACAACAUCUUUCCAUAACUUAAUUGACAGGAUUUGGUCUCAAGUGACAAACUGGAAGACUAACUCCUUAUCAAUAGCUGGAAAAGAGGUCCUAGUGAAAUCAGUCCUACAAGCUAUCCCCACUUACACCAUGGGGAUUUUCCUCCUCCCUCAGUCUAUCACUAAUAGAUUAUAUCAGCUUCUAAGGAAAUUUUGGUGGGGGUUUAAUGAAGGUAAAGCCAAAAUUCAGUGGGUCAAAUGGGAUAAACUCAGCAAGCCAAAGAAUCAAGGAGGACUGGGGUUCAGGAAUUUCAAAAGUUUCAACUUGGCCCUAUUAGCAAAACAAGGAUGGCAAGAUUUGGAAGAAGCAGGCUCGAUUGCUAGACUAAUUUGGGCUAGGAGGAAUGAAUUCGUGUAUGGGAAGGAACUUAAACACCCAAGCUCCAUUAUCCAAAGGUCUCAAAAUGACUUAAGAUGCUUCAGAACCAUAAAAGCUAAGGGUCCCCCAACUUUGGCCAGAUCUGCCUCUUUACCUCAGACUUGGAAAAAAACCCCAGAGGGGAACUACAAAUUGAACUGGGAUGCAUCUCUCAACACCACAAAAGGCCUAGUUGGAAUUGGAGCCAUCAUUAGAGAUAGCUGUGGAAGAGUCCUGGGUACACUUAGAGCUCGAAGGGAAAUCAUACUAUCUCCUUAUGCUGCAGAGGCGUAUGCAUUGAUGGCUAUUCUGUUUUGCAAAGAAUCUGGCAUCAAUGAAAUUCUCCUAGAAGGUGACUCUCUUCAGGUAGUCAAAAAGCUCAAGGACCUAGGGGAAGAUUGGAGUACAGGAGGACUUAUAGUUGAAGACACAAAACUUGUUUUAAGAUCCUUUUGCUUCUUGGAAUGUUUGUCAUACUAA
Carya illinoinensis is the source of this 1923-nucleotide messenger RNA. RefSeq lists its product as uncharacterized. The transcript has 3 exons. NCBI's taxonomy places the organism in Eukaryota, Viridiplantae, Streptophyta, Magnoliopsida, Fagales, Juglandaceae. Bases 1 to 1923 code for a protein of 640 amino acids. Gene Ontology annotation, molecular function: nucleic acid binding; RNA-DNA hybrid ribonuclease activity. The record is from RefSeq and is a predicted model, not a curated record.